Messenger RNA from Paramecium pentaurelia, 3432 nucleotides. NCBI's taxonomy places the organism in Eukaryota, Ciliophora, Oligohymenophorea, Peniculida, Parameciidae. The record is from the annotation of a GenBank genome assembly.
AUGAUACUACUCAUUGUUUUAGUUUAUACAACUCAUCAAACUCUCAUUUAUUAAUUUCAUGCAAAUUCUGCCAUAAGAGAUGGUAAUUUCUUAUUAUUUUUAUUUUAGAAUGGCAAGAUUAUUAUAAUUAUGUUAAUUUCAAUACUUGUGGAGGGAUUCAAUAUUUUGGGAAAUCUACUAGUGGUUAAAGUUAUAUUAGCAGAAUAUUUUUAGAUCUAGAACCUCAUUCUCAUAUUAUCGUGGAUGCAGAAUAUCUUAAGUAAUUAUAUUCUUAAUUACAAAAGUAUUGAUAACAAUUAUUAACCUUUUUUUUAUAUAGAUGAACAAUAAAUCAAUUAUUAGUCAGUGAUAUCAUCAUCUUAACUUUGUGGCAAUAUACAACUUGAUUAUAUAAAUACUAUUUCUAUCAUUCGUUAAAAUAAUAGAAGAACUGUUUGGAUGUAUCUAUAAUAAUUUAAUGCAGGAGGAUUAAUAUCAUUGAGAUUAAGUAUCAUUAAAUGUUAGUAUGAAUGUGCUGAAUGCAUAGAGAAUUAUCAUACAUUUUGUUUAUAAUGGAAAUUGCAUUAAUAUUCAUUUAAUUAGAAAUUGAUCACAAACUCUGAUGGAUGGACUUUUGUAUAAUCUUAUAAUUAUAUUAAUUAUUUCUCUUGUGGAUAUUGCUAAUUGUUGUAAUUUAAAGAAAUUAAAUAUUCUACUGAAUUACCUCCUCAUUAAGAUGUAUUAAUAAGAUUUUUUAAAUAUUGGAAUACUAUUAUAGUAGUAGACUAUUUAUAUGGUAAAUACUCAAUUAGUUCUAGCAAUUAAUAAAUAGAAAUAUUAAUAAGAAAUCAUAAUGAUCCUAUAUUAUUGUUAAAUAUUAAAACCUAAAUAGAUUCAUAAUAUAGUGUAAUAAGAGAUUUUGAAAUAUUUUACACUUAAACAGAAAUAAUGUUUAAUAAUUUGAAUGAAGGUUGUUUAGAGUAAAUUGAUGAUAAAUGUCUAAUUUGUUAAGAAGGUUGGAUUUAUGAUGAAUUUUUAGAACAUUGUUAUCCAACUUGUGGUGAUGGAAUCAUUCAAGGCUAAGAAUAAUGUGAUCAUGGUAAUCUAAUAUCAAAUAAUUCUUGUUAUUUAUGCUAAUAUUCAUGUAUACAAUUUUGUUCAAUUUGUUAAUUUGGAAUUUGUUUACAAUGUUAAGAUGGAUUUGUUAUUAAUGCUAAUUUUAAUUGUGAGCCUUUAUGUGGGGAUGGUAAUUUAAUUCCUUAUUCAACUGAAUAAUGUGAACUGGCAGUUAAUGGGGUAUGGGAUGAUUGUUAGGAAUGCAGAUUUGUAUCAAUUUAAAAUUGUAAAACCAACUACUUUACAAUUUGCUUAGAAUGUGAAGUUGGAUUUUAAAUCUAAGACAAUAUGUGUUUACCUUAUUGUGGAGAUAAAUUAAUACUUGAUUAAUAUGAGGAUUGUGAUGAUGGUAAUUUGCAACCUUAUGAUGGUUGUUUUAAUUGCAAAUUUCAAUGCAUUGAAGAUUGCAACAUAUGUGAACGAGGAUAAUGCAUUUUAAGAUGUGAAGAUGGAUACGAAUUUUUUAAUAAUAGUUGUCUUUCUGUUUGUGGUGAUCUAAUUAUUACAAAAGAAGAGGAUUGUGAUGAUGGUAAUUUGCAACCUUAUGAUGGUUGUUUUAAUUGCAAGUAUUCUUGCCCAUAAAAUUGCUUUGAUUGCUAUUAAGGUACUUGUUUAGAGUGCAAUUACCAAUACUAAUUACUUAUUUCAAAUCAAUGCUAAUAGUAAUAAAAUUGUGGAGAUGGAUUGCUUUAGGAAUAAGAGGAUUGUGAUGAUGGAAAUUAUUAAGCAGUGGAUGGAUGCAAGGAUUGUUUAAUUGAAUAAAAUUGGAUAUGCAUUACUAUGACAAGAGAUUCUCUAAGCUUAUGCACAUUUGUCAAAGCUCCAAACUUAGUGAUUAAUUAUCUCAAUAUGACUUAAAAUAAAUAGUAUAUUAGUAUCUAAUUUAAUUAAAAAGUAAAAAUUUACACAGCUUAACCUUUAUCAGAAACUAUAAAUUUUCAAAUAUUAAAUAUAGAAAAGAAGAACUGGAAUAGCAGCUUAUAUAUUAUAUAGGAUGUUGGAUCAGAUGUAAAUUUUGGAGAAUUUAUUGUCUAAAUAGAAAUAUCAUAAUUACUUGAAUUUAGACCAGUCUUGAAAAUUAAAGUAAAUUAGACUGUGGCUAAUAUAGAUGAUGCUGUGUUGGAUAAUUUUGAAAAAACAAUAACAUUGCAAUAUCCAAAAUUUCUUGAUGAGAAACAGAAUGAUUAUUCUUAAAAUUUGAAAAAUCUUAAUAAAUUUAUAAUUUAUAGUUUGUCUGGAAUUACUGGUAUAAGUCUUCUAUUAGGAAGUGGGGAUUUGUUUAUUGAAAUUAUAGCAAUUCUUUAAUUCUAAUAAUACUUAAGAUACAUUAACCUGAAUUAUCCAGGAAAUUUAGAGAUUUAUUUUACUGUCAAUGAUAUGAUAACUAUUCAACCUUUACUUGAUUUCAUCUAUUUCCCUCAACUUUUACUGUUUAUUGAUAUUUAGUAAAAUUAAGAAUAUUCUGAUGGAAAAUUUAAUGUGUACAAAUAAAGCUCUAACUUGAUCAUCAAUCUUUCAAGCCAAAUAUUUCAAUUCUUAGUAUUUUUAUUCAUUAUUUUGUUAUUUCAAUUUAUUAAAAAGGUGUUAUACAAUUGGAUAUUUUGUUCUAGGUACUUUUACUAUAUGUCAUCAUUAUCAUUAUAUAUAAAUCCAAAAGUAAUUUUUAAGUUUAGUUAAUCCUUUUAUAAAAUUUGCAUGGAAUUACUUAAAUUGAAAAGAUUUAUGUCUUUUUAAGGAUUAUAAAAAGCCUUAUUUCUAAAUGGUUGGGAUAUAAUAUUUAAAACAUUAUUGUAUACACGAAACAUUUAAACCAAAAAUUACAUAGAUAUUGUACAAAUUAUAAUAGCAAGCAUAAUACUUAUCCUUUAUUUUACCAUUUUCAUAAAUUUUUUUAAAAGUAAAUAAAAAUUAUCAAAGAAGAACAGCUACUAAAUUUUUGAAACACUAAAUUUUGGUAGAUAAUUUUUCUUUUUAUUAUUUUUGAUUUAUGUUUAAAGUUCCCAAAUACUUUAAUUAGGAUUACUCCUUAUGACAAGUAUACUUUAGAUUAGAUUCCUAUAUAAUUAUCGCUGUCUUUUUAAUAAAAAAUAUUACAUUGUUUAAAUGGUGGUUGAGAUAUCGGUAUUAACUUUUAUAAUUAGUUCAUUCUUAUACAUCUAAGAGUGUAAUGAAUUUUUUAAUGAAUAGAAAAAAAUUUUAUUAGGAUGGAUUCAAGCAAUCAUACUAUCUUCUGGAAUAAUUAUAGAACUAAUUUGGGUCUGCAAGGAUUUACUAUAAAAAUUAAUAUAGAAUUGCAGAAGAUAAUCAUAAAUUGUGAAGAAUCCAUUAUUUUCAUGA